AUGGUUUUUGAGUAUGGAAUUUCACUUGAUGGAGAAGAUGCUAAUGGCUGCUUUUUAUGUGAUGACAUAAUGCCCGGUGCACUCCACCGAUUUCUUUCUCGCUUCGUCAAAAUACAACAUGACGGUGGCAGUGAAGCUUCUGCUAAUGCUGCUGAUAAAGAGAAGGGUGAAGCUUCUGCUAAUGCUGCUGAUAAAGAGAAGGGUGAAGCUUCUGCUAAUGCUGCUGAUAAAGAGAAGGGUGAAGCUUCUGCUAAUGCUGCUGAUAAAGAGAAGGAACCUGCUUCUGUCAAAGUUAGUCAAAAAAGAAAAGGCGAUGAUGUGGUUCUUAGGAGUUGUGAAGCAGAUGCUAAAAAUAAGGAUAUUUUGAAAGAGGAAGCUUCUGAAGCGAUUGCUAGAUUUUUCUACAACAAUGCCAUACCGCUGAAGCUGGUAGAGAGUAAGGAGCUUGUUGAUAUGUAUAAUAUGAUUUCAAGACUCGGCGUUGGAUAUGAGCCACCUUCUGCCGAUGAGAUUAGAGAGAAAUAUCUGACGAAAGUAGGUAAGUCUACAGAUAAAGUCUUGGAAGAACACAGAGCUGUAUGGAAGACAAGAGGGUGCACUAUAAUGGUUGAUGCGUGGACCGACAACAAGAGAACCAUAUUGAACUUGUUCGCCAACAGUCUAAAGGGAAAAUACUUUUUGAAGUCUAUUGAUGCGUCUCAUAUGUUGGAGUCGGAGACGCCUUACGAACUCUUUAAUAUGAUGGAUGACAUUGUUGAAGAGGUUGGAGAAGAAAAUGUUGUCCAAAUUGUGACGGACAAUACGCCAUUCUACAAAGCUGCCGGUGAGAUGUUGAUGGAGAAGAGGACUAGGCUGUAUUGGACACCUUGUGUCACACACUGCAUUGAGAUGAUACUGGAAGACUUCAAGAAGAAGAUACCUAUAUAUGGAAACACAAUUGCAGAGGGUAAAAUAAUUACAACCUUUAUUUAUUCGAGGGAUUCUAUCGUUUCUCUGUUGCAUAGCUUCACAUACGGAAUAGAUUUGGUGAAAACAAGUAUUACUCGUUGUGCUUCGUGUUACUUGACUUUAGACUGUCUUUAUGAGAACAAGGGAGUUUUGAGAAAAAUGUUCCAAUCCAAGGGAUGGAAAUCAAGUGAAUUUGCAAAAACAAGGGUUGGAAAAUUGGUUGAGGAUCUUGUUUUUGACAAUGAGUUUUGGAAAAAUGUUUUGAUUUGCUUAAAUGGUGCAAAUCCUUUGAUCCAAGUGCUUCGUUUGGUGAAUUCAAUCGGCGAACCAGCCACUGGUUUUAUUUACGAGGCAAUGGAGCAAGCUAAGGAGGAGAUAAGAAGCAAACUUUCCAUUGAAAGUUUUAUGCCUUUAUGCAAAAUCAUUGAUGAAAGAUGGGACAACCAACAUCUCAACCCUUUGCACGCGGCAGGCUAUUUUCUCAACCCCCAAUAUCAGUAUUGUAUUGGAUUUAGUGACGAUAAUAUAAUUACGCAUGGUCUACAUCAUUGUAUAACAAGGAUGGCGGGCAGUCCCGAAGAAAGAACUAAGAUUGAAAUUCAACUAGAUGAUUUCGAAAGACGGACAUAUCUUUUGGGUGAUCCUGUUGCUAUAAUGACAGCGGGUUAUGAGAUUCCGACAGUUUGGUGGGCUGAUUUUGGAGGUGGAUUACCGGAGCUCCAAAGUCUCGCGCUUCGUGUAUUAAGUUCAACAUGCAGUUCUUAUGGACCUGAGAGUAAUCAAAGUGCUUUCAAGAUGGUCUAUCCCAAGAGAAGAAAUCUUUUGAGACAAGAAAGUCGUAAUGAUGCUGUUUUUGUGAUGGUUAAUUCAAAAUUGGGUGAGAAGAGGCAAGCUAGAAGAUCAGUUGAGCUAAGUCUGGACGAUAAUGGAGAUGAUGAAGGUUUAGAUGCGGACCACUUGGAAUAUGAGAUGAUUUCUGAUUUGCAUGGCGAAUAUGCUAAUGGAGAUGAAGAUCAAAUAGAAGCUUGUUGGUGUUAA
Molecule: messenger RNA, 1986 nt
Organism: Lathyrus sativus (Indian pea)
Lineage: Eukaryota; Viridiplantae; Streptophyta; Magnoliopsida; Fabales; Fabaceae
Source: the annotation of a GenBank genome assembly